Messenger RNA from Alosa alosa (allis shad), 1334 nucleotides. It is a transcript of the gene cenpv, whose product is annotated as centromere protein V. The record is from RefSeq and is a predicted model, not a curated record. NCBI's taxonomy places the organism in Eukaryota, Metazoa, Chordata, Actinopteri, Clupeiformes, Clupeidae. The coding region runs from base 194 to 634 and encodes 146 amino acids. Gene Ontology annotation, molecular function: carbon-sulfur lyase activity. The transcript is spliced from 5 exons.
CGGUUCAGAUUCCUCAAGGACGCACGUGAGUUCUGUAGCCCUAUCACGUGUGGUGAAGUUACAAUCGUCUUACUCUUAACCUCAGCCUUUUUGGAACAUAUCUCGUACGUUUGUCAAAGAACCCAUUACCCUAUUCUCUUUUGAUUUACGGUCAACAAUUCCAAUCCCGUUGUCACUUGGCUGAAGAAGGUUCAUGGCACACACAGAGCAAAACCAAAGGGAGAAAGAGUGUCUGGUCCAGCACACUGGGGGAUGUCAUUGUGGUGCCGUUCGCUUUGAGGUCUUGAGUAACCCUGACCUACAUGUAUUUGAAUGCAACUGCAGCAUUUGUACAAAAAAGCAGAACCAUCAUUUUAUUGUGCCAAAGGCCAACUUCACUCUUCUGAAGGGGUCGGACAGCCUUACUACAUACACAUUCAACACGCACCAAGCCAAACACAUGUUCUGCAAAACAUGCGGGGUCCAAAGUUUCUACAUUCCUCGCUCCAACCCAGAUGGCUUUGGGGUAGCACCUCAUUGUUUGGACUCAGGGAAAGUGUGCAGCGUGACUGUAGAGAAGUUCAAUGGUGCAGAUUGGGAGGAGAGUAUGCAGAAGCAUCAAACUAUAAAGAACAUGUCAAAGACUUCUGAAUAGCUCUGAGAUAAAAAGAAAAAAAAGUGUCUAAGUGCUUGAAGAGUGUCUCUGUUCAAAAAUAUAAAAUUGUCUGCUGUGAUUUAUUUUGGAGAGAGGGCAAGUGCCCUCUGCAAGGGCAAGACCUUUCUUAGGCCACAUCCACACUGUUCUGUUUUCGUUUGAAUCCAAAACACUUUUGUUACAUUUUUGCCUCUCAGCUACACUACUGAAACAGAAUGAUGCGAAAUUUUCAUUCGGAAACUUUGGCUCUGCAUUUUAAUAUUGACAGCAAAAUCUGCAAACACCUGAAAAAGACCAUGUUCCCUUCAUGAUUGGACAUUGUGAUUGUCAGUUGGAUGUUUCUUCUCUCUCCAUGACUAACUGGGUGAAUGCAAGAUGGAGAAUGAAAUACAAGCUUUACUGGCCUUGCUGUCUUUAAUAACAUAUCAGUUAAAUUCUGCAUUUUACAAUGCUGGCAAUUACAUGACUGUUCAUGUGAUUUGUGCAAAUGGUCAUGAAAUCCACACUUCAGGAAUCCAGAGUAAAGGAGGUUCCGGAAUGGCAAAUGUGUGGAUGGAGAUCGGAUUAGUUUUACCAUGGCGUUUUAAAACAAAAACAUAAUAGUGUGAAAGUAUAAGUUUGCUGUUUCAUCUAGUGCUAAAAUAUGAUCAUUAUUUUGAGUUGUAACAUGAUACAAUGAUUAAAAAAAACUUUAUUGAUA